This is a messenger RNA of Closterium sp. Yama58-4, 2457 nucleotides long. Lineage: Eukaryota; Viridiplantae; Streptophyta; Zygnematophyceae; Desmidiales; Closteriaceae. The record is from the annotation of a GenBank genome assembly.
AUGGCGGCAGCAAGCGUGCCGAUCGCCGCGCGUCCCGACUCAGCCGCCACAGCCGCGCCGCAGCCUCCCGGCGCCGUCUUCUGGUCCGACGAUCCCGAAGCGGCCGGGCUCAACGCCUCCGCCAUGAUUAACAGCCCUGGGGUGAGCGGCAGCGGCGGCAACGGCGGCGCGGCGGCUGCGUACCCCGCGACGGACGGGGGGGGCAUGGCGCAGGUCUUCUCCUCCCCUGCAGAUGCCAGAGCCGGGGGAACCCCCCCUGAACCCAUUCAUGCGCCGUCAUCGUCGCUGCACGUCAUUCCCGAGGUGUCGUUAGCCGUGGUGGUGCUGGUGCUCGUGCUGCUCGUCUUCCUGCUGCUCCUGCAUCGCUACCGCUACCGCCUACGCAUCUCCUGCUUGACCAUUUGGGAGGCGCAACUGGACGGCGAAGGAAGGCGUGUGGAAAACCAAGAGAAUGCCGGCGGAGCGUUCCUUGCUGCCAGUGCUCGCAGCGGCAGCAGCGCGACGAGCGGCGGUGGAGCAGGAGGCGCGGGCACGGGUCGCGGAGCGAACUCGAGGCUCCGCGGGGGGGGCGGCGGCGGCGGUAGUGGCGGCAGGGCAGGGCGGAGGGACGAGAGCAGCGAGUGGGUGCACGUGCUGCUGGACAUACACGGAUUCAGGGACGCCUUGGCCGACGACCACUUGUACCGCAUCGGGGCCGUUGGGCUCGCCCGAGGGUAUAGCCGCGGUGGCCGUGGGCAUGGCUGCAGGCGGGCGUCGUCUGGACUGGAUGUCGCGACGAUCAACUCCUUGGGCGCUCUCACGGUGUUCGAGCGCAGUAAAAGCCGCGUGAAGGGCAGCUUGCGCCAUGCGGAGAGUGGGGCGGGGGAGGUGGCGGAGGAGCAGGCGGAGAAGGGGGGCGCAAGGGAGAUGGGAGAGCAGGGAGAGGGCCACGAUGGGUUGGUGGCUAGUCAGGAUUUGAACUCAUCCGGGAGAAUAAUAGUGACAGUCGAGCCAGCGAUUGGCAUGCAGGCUUCGCGAGGAACAAGAGCUGAGGAUAUGGGAGCACGAGCGAUAGAGAGAGAGCCGGCAGGCUUGCACUCAGGGGCGGCUGACGGGCUGACAGGCGCGAAAGACGGCGUGAUGGGGAGUGGGUGGUCUCGUGUGGCUAUCGAUGUGCGGGUGCGAGAGGCAAGAUGCAAGCGCGGCCGCGGCCGACACAGAGGGGAGCACGGCAGGUGCGCGUGCGACGGCGCUUGCCACGAGGAGCAAGACAGGGCGGCGGAGCAAGGGGCAGCCGAGGGCAUGAGGCAUGGAGGCGCAGGGGAAGAUGGGACGGGGCGUGAGGGUGAGGUGGUAGUGAGCUGUGAGGAGGGCGAGUGUGCCGUGUGCCUGAGUGAGUAUGUGGAGGGCGACGUGCUGCGCACCCUGAACAAAUGCCACCACCACUUCCACCAGUAUUGCAUCGACGAGUGGCUUUCCAGCAGCUCCUCCUGUCCUCUGUGCCGCACGUUAAUGGUGCCUGACAGACCCCCACACUCCCAGCAACAAGAACAAACAGCAACAUUUGCAGCAGCAAUGUUGCCACGACCACUUGCGGUAGCAGGAGCAGCUGCAGUGCAAGCGAUGGAGGCAGCAGCAGAAGGACAAGGUGCAGGAGGAGGAGGAUUAGAUGGAGGAACUGUUGAGGUAACCGCUGCUCCAUCGCCAUCAUCUGCCCGUGCUCAUGACCCACAGCACACACUCGUUGCUCAUCAUCACUCGUCAUCCCAUCCCUCGACGUCGCCAGCAACCACUGUCCCUCACACGAUACAGCAGGAUGAGGAGCGGACAGAGCAGGUGGCUGAUAGGGGAGGGGUGGCAGAGCAGGUGCAGCUGAUGGGGAGCUUGACAGGUCAAGGAGGGGAGGAGGGGAGAAGGCAGGUCCGCAGUCUACAUACAAGAGAUGAGCACCGUGGAGCAGAGGCAAGAGGGCUAAGUGGUCAAGAGCAACAAGCUGAGGUGUCAGCGGCUGAGGACAGGUUACAGCAGACACGUGAGGAAGAAUCUUCUGCUACUGGAGUUCUCCAGUCGGUAUCGGCACACCUCUGUGCUGGCUACGCUGCGUGUGGCCGUGACGGCGAGUGCGCUGCCCCCAUGGCGGCAAAGAUAAUAGCAAAUUUAAUAGUGCUGGGCUCAGGCAUUGUCAUCCGGGCGUUCACUCAGGCCUACCAGCAAGCGCUCACCAAUGCUUCUCGCAGCGGGGUGGCACAAGAAGCAGCAGCAACGGCUUCACGGCGGCUAUCCAAAGUGAUGUCAAUCCAGGAGGCAAGGAUGAUUUUGGGGGUCACUGAGGAGACGCCCUGGGAGCAAGUGCUGGAGAAGUACCAACGGCUAUUUGAGCGCAAUGAGAAGAUGGGAUCAUUCUAUGUUCAAAGCAAGGUGCAGAGGGCCAAAGAAUGCUUAGAAGCAGCGAAACAACAAGGGGACCAACUCUCCUAG